This is a messenger RNA of Leptinotarsa decemlineata (Colorado potato beetle), 1949 nucleotides long. RefSeq lists its product as uncharacterized. The record is from RefSeq and is a predicted model, not a curated record. Lineage: Eukaryota; Metazoa; Arthropoda; Insecta; Coleoptera; Chrysomelidae.
AAUCUUGACAUUCGCGUGAAACAAAACUAUAAACAAAUUUUUGUGUUCAUCUUCACGGUCCAUUUUGGUCUGUUGUUCAAAUUUUAGUUCAUUUUAUGUUUGUGUGCGUCCAAAUUCUAUGUGUAAGAUGGCCUGUGCGGAAGGAGCUUUAUUGGGGAAGCUAAAAGCCUUAGUAAAGGAAAUGGAGGGAGAUCCCAGUUCCUGCCCGUGUCCUCCUGCCUGCGUCCCAAUUCAACCGAACACAAAACCAUUCGCCACCUGUUGUAUGGUUUGCCCACCACCGAUACUGGCGCCAACUACGCCGGAACCAGUUAAGCCUCUCCAAUUACCUUGCCCAACAGAUAAUGGAAAUCAACAGAACGUAAUGUCGGAUGAGGAAGCAGAGCGGACACGAUACGCCAACUUUUACAACAAUUACAAUAUAGAUUGGCAUCCAGACGGAGCUUGCGCCGAAAACCAGGGUCCUUACGAUCCUCGCAAGGACAAAUGCAAGGGUGUCACUUCUGACGGAAAGAAUCCAUGCUGCGAAGAUUACAGAAGAACGAAGAAGCAGUGUCAGGACAAAGGAUGCCCCACCGGUUUCAAACCCUGCACUAUGAAGCUCUCCCCUCCGCCGAAUUGCCACCCCUGCGGAGUGUGGUGUGCGGAAGUUCAGCCAUGUCCCCCGAAGUCUAAGAAAAAGAACGCAAAAUACGAACCCGGCAAAUGCACCAGACCUUGCUGCAAGCACUGGGAGCCGAAAGACGGAGAAUGCAAAUACGACGAUCCCUGCAAAGCGGAUUGUUUCAACCAUCCGCCGGGGAUGAAGCCCAAAAAGGUCCACUGACGUCUCAACGAUACCCUUUUCUUUUUCAGAAGCAACCGAAGAAUUGUUAGGACAUUUGGCUACUAAGGUGACGAUCUGUGAUAACUUUAAGUUGUAAAAAUCGCUCAGGAUCGGAAAACGCUAUCGGGUGUACAGGGUGUCACAAAAAGUAUGAGAUGGAUGUAGUACUGUAGUCUGUUUGGAUAUUGACAAGAGAAUCAUAUCUAAUUUCUGUGUUUUGCAUUAAGAGGUUUACUAUCCUUUGUCAAUACUCAAACACAACGAAAAUAUAACUCGGGAUUGCUGAUUGGAUUUCACUUUGUCAUAAGAAGUAACUCAUUGGUCAAUUUAUUAACUUUGGUACUGAAACAAAAGAAAAAGCUCUCAACCUUUAAAAAAAGAAUAAAAAAAUACAGUGUGUAAAUGUUCUCAUGGAAAUCUCCCUGUAUCUCACCUUGAAUAGGAUUCUAGAAAAUUCGGGAUGCCUGAAGAAUUCUAAGAUGCAUUUAAAUACAUAGUAGGGUUAUCCCUAUAGGGCUGAAGAUGAAGCCAACGAUAUUUUCGAGAAAUACUGUUGGGAGCCUAAAUUUUACAAACAUUCUAGCGGAUUGCAGAUCAGUACUUUUUCAGAAAAAUGUUUGCUAUGAAAAAUCAAAAUGAGGAAUGAAGAGUGACUGAUUUUUACUUGAUAUCUUGAUUUUUUAAGCUUUAAAGUCGCUGGAUUGCAAUUCGUUGGAAAUCUUCCCAUAUUGUACCUCCCAAUAUUAUUUUCCUGUAAUAUUAGUGGCCCUAUCGCUUCUUGCCUAGAGUGUAUAUCACUUAUUUCUACCUCACGAUGUACAAGUGAUAUAUAUCGUGAAUUUUUUGGAAUGCUAUGCCAGUUGGAACGGAUUUUUCUUGUGGGAACUAGGAAACACUGUAUGAAAAACAUGUAAGAAUGUUUUGGGUGAUAUGAGGAAACUUAGGAAUGUAGCUUCAUGCUGUUUAAUUUGGUCGAAUACUAUAGACUGCGAGCCAAUGAUGAGUUUUCAGAGAGUCAUGUGAUAACUCUUGAACAUGUAUAAUUUUUAUAGUCCUUAAGUAUAAAAUGAGUGUCAGCCUUAUGACGUCAGUUGUACCUGAUGCACGUGAGAAUUUUGAAAAA